CAUGAAAUUGCCAUUCGUUUCUGCUCUAUAUACCUGGGCAGCACAUAAAACAAAUAUUUUCCAAGUAUACCAAGUAUACCAACCGACUGGGGGUGUACACAUCACGUCAACGCCGCAAAUUGGUUUGUUUCGCUGCAAAUUUUUCAGGCUCAAGUAUGUCACUGUGGUCCCAGCUGAAACCGAUGGAGUGGUGUAAGGCCGUCUACAGGGACUAUCAUACCUGGUCAUUCGUCAAGUGUUCCUUGGCAUUCUGUGCCGGUGUGCUCCUCGUGCGCAGCCUCGAUGGCAAAUUGCCGGACAGCAGCUAGAGUACCGAAAUUCAGACCUAUAACUAAUUGAAUGUAGGGUCAUAUUGCUAGUCAUCCAAUCAGGAUGACACUCAAAAGCUUUAAAUUGCUCUGGUAUUUCGUUUACUUGUUGACUUAAAUAAAACUACAAAAAUUAUGUUCCCAAGAUUAUA
Drosophila yakuba is the source of this 460-nucleotide messenger RNA. RefSeq lists its product as uncharacterized. The transcript has 2 exons. The record is from RefSeq and is a predicted model, not a curated record. NCBI's taxonomy places the organism in Eukaryota, Metazoa, Arthropoda, Insecta, Diptera, Drosophilidae. The coding region runs from base 156 to 308 and encodes 50 amino acids.